AAACACACGUUUUGGCGGGAAUAUUCACAAAUUAAAAAGAAAAAUUUAUUAAAAAUUAAGACGCAAUUGAAAUACCGUGUCUGUGGCGAAGACAAUUAUUUUCAUUAUUUGCAGUAUCUACAAAACAGAAAAAAAUAGAAACCUUAAUGAAAAUUUAACAAGAUAUUUAUUUUAUUUUUGAAGUUAUUUGAAAAGAUUUUUGAUAAUAAUAUGCACAUUAGUAUAUUGAAUCUGAUAUAAAUCAUUCGUAAUUUGAUACAUUUAUAAUUUAUAUAAGAAAUUAUCGUAGGGUCGUAGGUCAUUGUAGAAAUAAUGACAAGGUAUAUUCUGGAACAAAUAUAAAUUAUGGCUGAAAAAGGAGCGCAUUUAACGGGAACAACGUUUAUAAGACCUUCUAUAUUUGAAAUUAUCGCUCAAGAAUCAUUUGCAUCAACUGUUGAACCAGCUUUUAAAAAAAUUUUGUCGUUUAUUCUCUCGUUUAACUUCGAGCGAUACGGACAUCUUCUCAGGUGGGCAGAUGAGAGUUAUUUAAUUUUUAACAUAAUUCUACAAAGACAUUAUUUAAAAAAAUAUUCGGCUUCUUUUUCUGAAACAUUUUACGGCUUGAAACGCAUAGCAAUAAUAGAUUCUAAAAUUAAACAUAGAUUACCAAACAAACAGGAGAAAUUGUCUUUAAUAUUUAUAGUUCUAUUUCCAUAUUUGAAAAAUAAAUUCUAUCAACUAAGUCAAAGAUACAGAUUCGAAGAAAUAAAUGGUUCUGUAACACAUUCGAAAUGGCAGAAACUGUAUCGUAAUUGUGUUGUCAAAGGAUACACAAUAAGUUUCAUGCUGUACGAAUUCAUGGUGUUAUAUAAUUAUGUCCUAUAUGUUGCUGGAAAAUCUGUGUAUCAGUUGCCACUUCUUAGACUCUUAUCCAUUACAUUAACAUAUUCUAAGCCACAACAGAUACUGAACAUUUCAGAUCUAUUACGAAAAAUCAAAGAUAAUUCAUUUGGCCUUAGCGAUGGCAUGGAUAUACUUCAACGAACAGUAACUACAUCUCUAGAAUUUGGGGCAUUCUUUCUUCAGUUCUUAUCUUGGUGGACACAAGAGCAUUAUCAAAAAAGUUUAAUAACUUUACCUGUUCCACCACCACCAAAGAUUCCAGAAAUAGCUAAAGAGUAUAAAGGAAGAUGUCCCAUUUGCCAUAAAGCGAUAAGAGUGCCUGUGGUACUUUCUAUUUCUGGUUAUGUAUUUUGCUAUCAGUGCAUUCUUCCUGUGAUACGUAACACUAGAAAAUGUCCAGUGACAAAUUACCCUGCUCAAGAGGAUGAUUUAAUACGUUUGUACUUAGAUUGAAGAAUAUAUACAUAUAUAUGUAUAUAUUCGUUACAUAAGGUGUAAAUAUGAAUAAAAUAUUUGUAUUCUUAAAACAUUCCAUGGUUAGUUAAUUAGGAGAGAGUCAUCAAUGUCAUGAAAAUAUUCGUACAUUUAUUGCAUACUGUAAUGUAAAGCUUAAUAUUAAUCUGAAUUCUAAGGAAGAAAACAUGGCAUGGAUUAUAAAGUACACUAAUUGAUUAAGCAAUUGUGAAUAACAAUUACAGGUACAUUCCUCUAUAUUACAGAAAAUACUGAUUAUGGCCGAAGCACUUUUCGAUUAGCAUCCAAUAUACUCGCGUACGCGAAUCACAGACAACAGCGCUAGAAGUUCCAGCUAUUGAUUCCAAUUGAACACUCACACCACAUUUUUGGUCAAAAGUCUUACAUAACAUAAUUAUAUUCAGUACAGAAUACUAGAAGUUCAAUAUUAUCUAGAAUCUAGAGAAAAGAUAAUUCGUUGUAACAUGAAAAGGCAACAUUUAGAAUUCUAAUGUUUUCAUUAUUCUCAUAUGAUUAAAUUAAUCAGUGUUCGAGUAACAAUUACUACAUAAAUACAUGUAAUAUUUAUAUGUAAGGCACUUUCAUGUUCAGUCCAAUAACAAGUUGUGUUCGAAGAGCUCGUAACAGUGAACUAUUCAUAUUAAUAUGAAAUAUUAAAAGCUAAUUAAAAGUCAUAGAAGGAGAAGGAUAAAAUGACACUUUAGGAAUACAGGAUUAUAAAAUGUAUGUAAUGCUUAACAUCGCAUAAAAGUUAAAAUUCUUUCGAUUUUAUCGUAUUGUAUGUAUUUGAUUUAUGAAAAAUAUUUGCAGUUGUAAUAAUAUUCCAUUAAAUUGUAAUUAUAAAAAUAUCUAGGAACGUCGAUUCUAUUUCUAAAAAAAAAUAGACAUAUUUACUUAUUCAUUGUCUCGCAUUGAAUGUUUAAAAUUUAUAAAUUCAUUAUAAAUUCUUUUCUACAAAAAUAUUUGGAAAGCCUUGUCAUAAAAUACUCGAACACUGAGUUCUCUAUCACAUUGAUAGGAACAUUUUUUCCAAAGGCCACGAUUAAUGCACAAAAUUCUAUCGCUCUAGUCUAAUCAAACUAACUCUAUCGUUAACGUGUCGUUUCAUGGCGUUAAAAUCGUUAACAAUAUUUCACUUUACAUCUGUACAAAAAAUUUCUAAAUAUUCCUUCUAUGCAUUGGUCAAAAUUGUCAUAAUAUUAAAAAUAUAGAUUUUAAAACAUUAUCGAAAAAAUCAGUACAUUUCGUUGUUUACGUAAACACUACAUAAACGUUGAGUUUUUUUUUAAUUUACUUUUGCAAAAGUGACCAAGGCACGAGUACGAACUGUCUUUAGCGUUGUCAAAUUUUUAUAUGCGGUAAAUACAUCAUAAAGAGUAAAAAAUCCUUUGCCAAUUAAAACCUUUUUUUAUAUAUGAUUAUUUUAGUAGAACUGCAUACUAUGUUAUGAAAACGAACAGAUCAUUUUCUUGGCUGAAUCAAUGUAUCGAAAUGAAAUAUUUAUUUUGCCAUUUCUGGCAAAGUUUCUGGCGAACAGCCAGUUCAUUUCCAUAAGUUGUUUGACUAGACUGCAGCUUCAAUGCAUUUUUCCACGAGUUUCUUUUAUAAUUAUAUAUUGCAAAACAAACAUGGACCAGCAUUCAAUAAUUUCAUGUCUGAGAGAGUAUUAACAUUUCGGACAGUAACAGUUAUCUAAGCAAGCAUUACAAUAUUGCUUAUCCUGUGUAAUGAAGGAUCGUAUAAAAAAAUAUAGAAGUAUUACGAAGUACAUGGUGAUAACAAACAUUAAAAGUUCCACUGAUAAUAUUUACGUUUCAGAAAAAUAAAAUUCUCUAUUCCGCAUGUGUAAAUUUCGCUUUACUCUACUGACUUAACUUUAUCUACAGACCUUGCAUAGCUCUAACAGAAUUUAUGAGAACAAUAUCGACGCUUUCGAGAAUCACUUAAGCCUAUAAAUAAUUAUACUAGCUAAAGGUUUUAGUUGCGAUUUUGAUUUCUGUAUAUGUACUCUGUUGUAAAAAUCUAAUAUUUACUCUACCGAGACAUUCAAUUGUUCAAAGUUAACUCAGCACAGUUACAUGCAAACAAGUAUAAUGUAUAGUGAAAACUCCAAGCUCAAAUGAGAAUUCUACUGUAAUUAUCAUUCAAUGAUGAAACGUAAAAGGAUAAUCUAAUAAUAACUUUGACGGUUUAAAUAUUAGUAAGUAAAUUUAACUGUUAACUAUGCAUACAAUGAAGCAGAAUGUACAUUGUUAUAUAUAGGUAAAACGUACGUUUCAGUAUUCUACAACGUAUACAUACGCACGUGUCUACACGAUUUAUAUAUUCCGGAUUUAUAUAUUCUCAUACCCAAUCGUAUGUUACUUUGUUUCCUGUUGCAUUCGCGCGUUCGUCGAGCAUCAACUUUUUCUCAAAAAUAUAGAAACUAUAAUUCCUCGAAGAAUGCAACUCUAGCCUUAGUGGAUCCGGACUUCACUUUUUUCAACGUACUGUACUUGUUCUCACCGAGGCGCACUUGUUCUUCGUGCAACUGGUCCAGUUCACACUGUUUCUCUCCAACUUUCAUUACUUCGAUCUCCGUGCGUAAUUCUCUUAGCUGCUCUUGCAAAUGUUUGCUCUUCUCCCAGUAGUCGACCCUCUCUUUUUCAAUUUCUAAGG
Messenger RNA from Nomia melanderi (Alkali bee), 4017 nucleotides. RefSeq names its product peroxisomal biogenesis factor 12 (gene Pex12). Gene Ontology annotation, molecular function: ubiquitin-protein transferase activity; zinc ion binding; protein binding. Gene Ontology annotation, biological process: protein import into peroxisome matrix; protein monoubiquitination. The record is from RefSeq and is a predicted model, not a curated record. NCBI's taxonomy places the organism in Eukaryota, Metazoa, Arthropoda, Insecta, Hymenoptera, Halictidae. Gene Ontology annotation, cellular component: peroxisomal membrane; peroxisomal importomer complex.